Molecule: messenger RNA, 903 nt
Organism: Aspergillus steynii IBT 23096
Lineage: Eukaryota; Fungi; Ascomycota; Eurotiomycetes; Eurotiales; Aspergillaceae
Exons: 2
Coding region: 1-903 (300 amino acids)
Source: RefSeq, a predicted model, not a curated record
AUGACUGAGCUCAGCUUCCCCGCUUAUCCAGGGCCCAAGCUUGAGGCCUACGUGUCGCGGCUUCUAGACGAGGCCGGCGUGCCCAGUUUUCUCUGGGGAGAAUCGGUUCUGGCAAUUCUCCGUGUCCCAACCGCUGAUUUUUUUUCCGGAUGGGUGGUUCCAGACGAUUGCAUCGAAAAGGCGUCGCGCGCUCUUGAUGAAGCGAAGUUCCCGCCGUGCACAUUGGGUGAACGCUGCUCUUUAUUCUGGCACCACCGAACUCACCCCAUACCCGAUCACCACUAUCAUACGGACUUGGAAUACUCGGAAACACCACCGCAUAUGUCGUGUGGCGUAUUCCUCUAUAAGAAAUCACGGCUUUUCUGGUCUUUCCCUGAUCCGCCUAUCGGUCGUCCGUCACCCAAUGACCCGUAUUAUGUACUCACAUCCGAUACUCGCCUGCGUGAAGGUGGUCUAACAACCCGAGGCCGCUCACAACCUGGUGACUAUCCGGUCAAAAUGCCGAUUCCGGCCAGGUAUUUGGAAGCAAUGAUUCUAUUAGAACUGCGGGACCUCGUAGGCAAGGUCACAUCGGCACACUGGAAAGUGGAGAUAAACUAUCUAGCUGAUUUUGUUCUGCGCAAAGAAAACAAUCCGGCCCUGAGCUUUGAGGAUAUCGCGGAGCCUUUUCGAGAGUUUGUCAGACAAAGAUACAUCGAUGUUAUAUAUGUGCCAGGUGAGUUGCCUGACACAGAUUUCGGCGACAAAUAUCUCCAUCAGUUGUAUGUCACAUUGAAAAGCAAUGGCCAACUGCCUCCACUCGAGCCCACUCCUUAUGACAACUAUAUACCUCUGGAGUUGCGUUUGCAAAAGUACGAUAUCCCAUUUGACCCCAAGCUGAUAGACCGGAGCCCCGAGGAAUAA